This is a messenger RNA of Onthophagus taurus, 1529 nucleotides long. Its product is annotated as cytochrome P450 9e2-like. The record is from RefSeq and is a predicted model, not a curated record. NCBI's taxonomy places the organism in Eukaryota, Metazoa, Arthropoda, Insecta, Coleoptera, Scarabaeidae. Gene Ontology annotation, molecular function: heme binding; monooxygenase activity; iron ion binding.
AUGCUCUUCGUUCAUCUCGUUUUGUUUGCAAUUUUUUUGAUUCUUUUGUUGAUUGUUGUUGUUAAAAAUGCUUGGUGCUCGAAUUAUUGGAAGAAUAAAAACGUCGAUUACGUGAUUACUUCUCCCGUUUUCGGCGAUUUAAAAGAUUUCAUUUUGAGAAGGAAGAAUUUGGGUUAUUUAGUUCUUGAGUGGUAUCGAAGAUUUCCCAAUAAAAAGUAUUAUGGCACCUAUUUAUUUUCGAUUGAAUCUUUAAUAAUCAAAGAUAUCGACUUAAUCAAGAAGAUAACAAUAAAAGACUUUGAAUAUUUCUGCGACCACAUAAACGUAACCGACAUCGAACAAGAACCGAUUUUCGGCAAAAAUUUAACAGCGUUAAAAGGAAAAAAAUGGAAAGAACUGCGAAAUUUCUUAACCCCAUCAUUCACCGGAAACAAAAUUCGAUUAAUGUCCGGAUUAAUUUCGAAUUGUGCCAAACAAUUAAACGAGCAUCUCCUCGAAAAUUAUAAAAACAACGAAAUUCUCGAAAUUGAAGCUAAAAAUUUAAUGUCCCGAGUCACCAUCGAUGUAAUUUCAACGAUCGCUUUCGGAAUUGAAUCAAAUUCAUUAAAACAAGAUACUAUUUUAUAUAAAAUCGCUUCCUCAACAACAAACCCAUCAAAAUUCAUUUUUAUUUUCGCCUUAAUCCAAAUUUUUUUUCCAAAAUUAGCGAAAAUAUUACAAUUGAGUCAAUUACCAUCGAAAGAAACCCAAAUUUUCACCGAAAUAAUCAAAGAAACUUUAAAAAAACGCGAAAAACACAACAUAAUUCGCCCAGAUAUGAUCCAACUUUUAAACGAAGCAAGAAAAGAUGAAAAAAUCACCGUUAAUGAUAUCAUAGCACAAGGAUUCGUCUUUUUCUUAGCUGGUUUUGAGCCAAUUUCAACUUUAUUAAGCCAUUUAUUAAACGAAUUGGCCUUAAAUCAAAACGUUCAAAGAAAACUCCAAGAAAAACUCGACGAAUUAAACGAUUUAAAUUACGACUCAAUAAUUAAAAUUAAAUAUUUAGACCAAAUUGUCUCAGAAACUUUGCGUUUAUGGCCACCAUCGGCGUUUACAAACCGAGAAUGUGUCAAAAAUUAUUUAAUAAACGACGAUUUAACGAUCGAAAAAGGAACAGGAAUUAUAAUCCCUAUUUUUGGAAUUCAUCGGGACGAAAAAUUUUAUCCAAAUCCGGAUAAAUUUGAUCCGGAACGAUUUAAUGGGCCAAAUUUAAAUCCUUACGCGUUUAUCCCGUUUGGAAUUGGGCCUAGAAACUGUAUUGGAUCGAGAUUGGCUUUACUUGAAGCUAAAGUGAUUGUGUCGCAUUUAUUAUUGAAAUUUGAUGUUGUAAAAGUGAAAAGGACCGAAAAUGAGGUUGUUUUGAGUCGGAAUAGAGCCGCUUUGGUGCCCGAUUCUUUUUGGUUGGGUUUAAAAAAGAGAAAAUCUAAUUAAACAACAAUCGUUUUAAGCGCGCUUUAAAAUUAACCACAAAAAUAAACAACUUAUUUAAA